Messenger RNA from Chara braunii, 847 nucleotides. The record is from the annotation of a GenBank genome assembly. Lineage: Eukaryota; Viridiplantae; Streptophyta; Charophyceae; Charales; Characeae.
UCCUUGCCAAGAAAAAACUCAAGCUCUAUGGGACCUUAUGAGGGGAGUUGGGGGGAAGAAAUGGUCGGACGUGAUAUGCGUCCAAGAGACUCACUUAAUGGAUCAGCCGGAGCACCACAGGGCACAAAAGCAGGCUACGGCUAUGGAGGUGGUUUGCGGCCACGUGUUGAGAUUCUUGAGGUUACGAUUGCCGGGAUCAAGGCACACCAGGAUGCUGAGAUUGCAAAAGAAAAGAGCAAAAGAGAAGAAGAAGAACGAAUUAAGAAAGAAAAAGAAGAGGAGGAGCGUAGGUUGCAAGAGAAGAAGGCACGAGAAGAAUUUCAGGCGGAGAUGAGAAAUGAACUAAGUGGGAAUUUGGAUUCCGUUCGCGAAUUGUUGGAGAGCAAGAAAGGAGAUAAAGACGAUGAGGUUACGAAGAUGCGCCUGGAGAUUGAGAACUUACGGAAGACUUUGCGCGAGGGUAACGGGGCGUCGUCUUCAGAAAGUGUUUUUGAUCGAUAUAAGCGUGAGUUAGAGGAAGAAAGGGCGAAGUCCGACCGACGGCUCGCCGCCAUGGAGGAUGAGAUUGCGAGGUUGCGGGUGGUGAACGAUAAAGUGGUCGCUGCGGCGGAUGUCUGGAAGCAAGAAGCGCUCCGACCAGGCAAUAAGCGAGGGAGCGUGGUGGUCACUGCUACUCCCGUCCCCGGGACGAGGACUCGCGCCCGGACAACUCCGUUUCCGUCACCAUCCGCAGAAGACUUGAAGUUGAAGGAGAAUGUCGAACACUAGGAGCGGGAAAUUGAGCUACUAAAAGAGUGGCGGCUAUGUGAACUGAACGGGCGAAGGGAGGCGAAACAGCAAGUUGAAC